This is a messenger RNA of Staurois parvus, 483 nucleotides long. Lineage: Eukaryota; Metazoa; Chordata; Amphibia; Anura; Ranidae. The record is from the annotation of a GenBank genome assembly.
AGAGCCGUAGAUGUUGGCUCGGUCAUCUGAUCAGCUAUGUCCAAUCACAGCUGAUCUCAUAGCAGAGCCGGUAAUCGGCAUCCCUCAGAAGGGACAUGUGCAUUGAUCAUCAGGGCACUGAUGAUCAGUGUAGCUCCAGCAGUGCCACCUGUCAGUGUCCAUCAGUGCCAGCUGUCAGUGCUCAUCCAUGCCACCUGCCAGUGCCCAUCAGUGCCUCAUCAAUGCCACAUAUCAGUGCCUACCAGUGCACAUCAAUGCCACUUAUCAGUGCCCAUCUGAGCUGCCUUUCAGUGUCACCUAUCAGUGUCAGUCAGUGCCACCUAUCAGUGAUGUCAAUCAGUGCCGCCUAGCAGUGCCAGUCAGUGCCACCUAUCAGUGCUAGUCAGUUCCGCCUAUCAGUGCCAGUUAGUGCUGCCUAUCAGUGCCCAUCAGUGCUGCCUAUCAGUGACGCCUAAAAGUGCAAGUCAGUGCCACCUAACAAUG